Messenger RNA from Anoplopoma fimbria (sablefish), 3645 nucleotides. RefSeq names its product alpha-methylacyl-CoA racemase (gene amacr). The transcript has 6 exons. Gene Ontology annotation, biological process: bile acid metabolic process. The record is from RefSeq and is a predicted model, not a curated record. Gene Ontology annotation, cellular component: mitochondrion. Gene Ontology annotation, molecular function: alpha-methylacyl-CoA racemase activity. Bases 203 to 1351 code for a protein of 382 amino acids. Lineage: Eukaryota; Metazoa; Chordata; Actinopteri; Perciformes; Anoplopomatidae.
UUAGAUAUUAAACCAGAGUGCGCCGACAGCUGAACCAAAUGCCCGUUUGACCUGUAACCCAGCAAAAGUAGAAAUCUGAAGCUGCUGCUGCUUUAUCAGUAUUAUCCACAUACCACAUAUGGUUUAUUAACGUAUUCUGCCCACUGUUGUGUUGCAUGUGAUCGGGUACCUUUAACCGACUUGGAAGCAAAGUCCUUUCAUCAUGGCACUGGCUGGAGUGAGGGUUAUUGAGCUGGCGGGCCUAGCUCCAGCACCGUUCUGCGGCAUGAUCCUGGCAGACUUCGGGGCCAAGGUGAUCCGGGUGGACCGGACCAAGGCCGGCAUGUCUCUAGACACCCAAGGGCGGGGGAAACGAUCUAUGGCCAUCAACCUGAAGACGUCAGAGGGGGUGACCUUGCUCAGGAAGCUCUGUGUCCAGUCUGAUGUCGUCCUUGAGCCCUACCGUAAAGGUGUGAUGGAGAAGCUGGGCCUCGGUCCACAGGAGCUCUUAAAGGAGAAUCCUCGUCUGAUCUACGCUCGCUUGACCGGGUACGGACAGAGUGGAUCUCACGCCACCGCAGCAGGGCAUGACAUCAACUACAUAGCCAUGUCAGGUCUCUUAUCCCGGCUGGGUCGGAGUGGAGAGAAGCCCUACGCUCCGUUAAAUCUGAUAGCAGACUUUGCAGGAGGCGGUCUAAGCUGUGCUCUGGGAAUAGUCCUCGCUCUGCUGGAGAGGACAAAGUCGGGGAAAGGACAGAUCAUUGAUGCCAGCAUGGUAGAAGGAGCCGCGUACGUAGGUUCAUUCGCAUGGAAAUCUCGUAGCAUCGGUAUGUGGGACCGUCCUAGAGGACAAAACAUGUUGGACAGCGGAGCGCCCUUCUACGAUACCUACGAGACCGCGGACGGGAAGUACAUGGCUGUGGGAGCCAUAGAGCCGCAGUUCUACACACAGCUACUUAAAGGUUUAAAGUUGGAUGCUGGAGCGUUACCUCCUCAGAUGAGCUUCACUGAUUGGCCAGAGCUGAGACGGAUCUUCACAGAGAGUUUUGCGUCAAAAACCCAGGCGGAGUGGUCAAGGACUUUUGAUGGGACUGAUGCCUGUGUUACACCUGUGUUGUCUUUGGACGAGGUGAGCUCACACCCACAUAACCAGGAAAGAGCUUCCUUCGUGAAGGACCCCAACGGGGAGGAGAGCCCCCGACCGGCCCCGGUUCUCUCUCGGACUCCUGCAGAACCUUGCCUUGCCUCUGACCCUGUUAUUGGGGAACACACAGUUGAAGUCCUAAAUGAGUACGGGUUUACUUCAGCAGACAUAGACCAGAUGCUAACAGCAGGGGUCAUAGAGUGUAAUGCAUUCAAAGCAAAGCUGUAGAGGCAUAAUUGAUAUCACUGAUUGAUUUGGACAAAAAACACAAUUAGACCACUACAAAGUAAGGUCUUAAAAUGAACACUUUAAAGUUUCUUUAAAUACUUAUUACGUACUUUCCUAAAUACACAUGAAACACUUUUCAUGUCGGCAUAAAUUAUAUCCACUUCACAGGAAAUUUAAAAACAGAAAAUAUUGUCAUUUCAAAGCUGGUCCGCCCAUUUCUCCUGCUAUUUCCUUUUUUCAAAAGCAGUGGUGAAGAACACCAGGAAAACUUCAAGGAAAACAAUGAGGGGAAAACAGCUUCAUUGUUCUGUUUUAACUAAUAGUAUAGCUCAACUAAAAACACAAAAAUACAGAAUCCGUCAGCACGUUAGCGUUUUGUUCACUACCGAUACUGUGUGUAAGAGGUACUGAAUAUUAUCUGCACUUCACCUGCUUAAAUGACUUCAUAUAGCAGACACAGGUUUCACAGUUGCCAAAAUAAGUUUUUGUUCAUAGAUUUAUGAAUCAGCAGCACCAAAAAUAUAAGGUAAACACAGCCUUUAUUGUUGUGUAAGUUUAAUGCCUAAUGUAAACUGGUGGUAAUCAGAUUUCAUAGUCAUCUCAGUGUCUUGCAAAAGACACAGGAAAUUAUGUAAAAGAUAAAAACUAAAUCUUGAAUUUAGCUGCAUUAAAACACGUGAACAAAGCCAUCAGGACACAACAGGUCCGCCCUUUCUCCUCGCUCUCACUAAUAGUACAGUUCAAACAAAAAAAAAUGUUUGCUACUGUAAAGUCAGUAACAAAUUAAAUUCAACAUUAAAUAUUGAUUUUAAGUAAAUUCUCAAUAAAUACAGGAGUUCAUAAACACUCACAAGUGAAUUUUAUGCUCCAUAGACAAAAGAAGUGGAAACACAACGCAGACAGAUCUAGUGGACAAUGGUCAUCGCUUUGGUUUUGUGGUAAAUGUUGAACAUAAAAAGCUUGCAGAUGCUUGUGUAUAUUAAAAGUGCUACGCAAGGAGUUUGAAGCAAUUUAAGACAUGCUUCAUCUCAUACUUUAUGUGUAUUGCUGCCUGUGGAGUGAUAAAAAGUAAUUACAUAAGCAGAAAAUAAUGAGUACAAGAUAAGUGGGAACAAAAAAAAAUCGUUUGUGAUUUUUAAUUAGUUUACUCAUCAGUAGCGCUUUGUACAUUUCUAUUUAUACAGUAGGGGUGACCGGUGCAAAAGUCAUUGUGUCACUUCACUGCAGCGUGGUGGUGCCGCUGAAGGUUUAAGUGAUUAUUUUUAAAUGAUUAAAUGAUGAGGCUCUUUGUGGAGGGACGCCUAAUUCUAAUUAAUGAAUUUCAUUAAUGUCAAUCAAAUGCUGUUUGAUUAAAAUAUUUUAAAUAUUUUUCUGGUGUGUGCAGAGUCAAUCAACAUAUCCAGAGCACCUUUACUUAAAUUAGGAAUUUUGAAAUACUAAAUUAGCCUCCGCCACAGCAAGUACAUGUAAAUUUCAAACUGGCUGUAUUACAAUUUUGUAAAAUAAUCACAAUAAAAUGCAAAUGCUGGAAAUGUGAGUGUUAUGAAAUAUGAGCAUGUGAUGUGAAGGAGAGAUGACUCGAAACAGGCGACAGAAACUGAAUGUUGGAAUGACUUUUCAGCUAAACAGUAGGCUUAUGGAUUUUAGGUAAUAGGAUAUAGUGCAGAUUAUAAAUGUAUUCCAUUGUGUAUUUUGUCAUGAGCCAAUCUGUUUUAAGCUGGAUAAAUUCGGCGUCAAGAAUUUCAAGACUUACAAGGAACUUACUCAUCAGGAAACUGAAAUGUGGCUCUGAAAUGAGCACAAAAUGUUGCUAAAAUAUGCAAAGGUUUAAAGGGUCAGUUCACUGAAAACUUUCCUCUCUUUCCUCUGGUGUUAUGUAGCCAUGCAGAUAGUUUGAUUUUCCUUAUUAAGCUUUUGAGAUAUCUGUCUCUUGAGAUGAGGUGAGUGGAAUUUGUGGCGUUCAGAUUCCGGCCACAAAAAGACAUUUGAGAAACUCAUCAGCAAACAACGACAAACUCAGAAUGAUGUUCAUUAUCACCUCCUUGGUGCCUCUAGGUUUGAAAGAGAAAAAAGCUCCAAAUGUGCUGUCUUAGAUGCCCCAGUGGUAGAAAAAACAGGAAAGAGUGCCCUCUUCAGUGGCUCGAUAGGCAAGAAAACAUGAUCCAGCGUGCUUUGUCUGUGUGCUGGUGUCCCACUGCAGGUAGCUGAUGCCCUUUUUUUCCCCGCCGCUGCCAUUUUUUGUUUCCUCAAGGCCCUAAUUAACUUGGUGAAUGCAUGUCUGUCCUCAUAAAACA